Messenger RNA from Symbiodinium sp. CCMP2592, 597 nucleotides. NCBI's taxonomy places the organism in Eukaryota, Dinophyceae, Suessiales, Symbiodiniaceae. The record is from the annotation of a GenBank genome assembly.
AUGGAAAGCCCUACCUUGAGCAGGCGGCACAACAAACUGACCAUAGAUCCUGAUCGGACUGAACGCCGCCAGAGUGCGCAGGGGCUCUUCAAUGCUAAAUCAAGAGCCAGCUUCACGCCGGAGCAAGUUGCUGAAUGCAGAGAGCUCUUUCAGAUUUUCGACAAGAAUGGCGACGAUAAGAUCGACAAGUCGGAGUUUGUCCCGAUGAUGAAGGCUCUCGGAUUGAACCUCAGCAGCCAGGAGCUGGACAUGUUCUUCACUCGGAUGGAUUACAACGGGGACGGCAGCGUGCAGUUCCACGAGCUCGUGAGGUUCCUGGAGGGCAUCUCCCAGCCGAUCACGCUGGAGCAGGAGCUUAAGGAGGCCUUCGCCUUCUUCAACCCUGACACACUGGAGAUGGAGCCACACGAGACACUUGAGGUGAUCAACCAGAAAGGGUUGGCACAGAUCUUUGAGGAGAUGGGUGAAGAUAUCAGCGAGCUCGAGUGCCGAGAGAUGAUCUUGGCAGCAACUGGAGGGAGGGAGGUGAUAGAUUUCAAGACCUUCCAGAAGCUCUGCAAGCCCCGGAAAUCGGGUGCGGCAGGUAGCGGACACUGA